Molecule: messenger RNA, 1743 nt
Organism: Acanthosepion pharaonis
Lineage: Eukaryota; Metazoa; Mollusca; Cephalopoda; Sepiida; Sepiidae
Source: the annotation of a GenBank genome assembly
AUGUACAACCUGCUUUCCCGCUCGUUGGACAGUUUUUGCUUUUUUUACUCUCGAAAAUUCUCACCAAACUCUCGUUUGCGUCUUUUAGACAGAGAAGAAAAACAAACGUUUUCAUAUGAUUGUUUAAUUCUUUUGCUUCCAUUCGAUCUGCCAUUACGUCAUACCUUUCAUUCUUUUUUUAUUUCUCAGAGUAUCUUUUAUUCUUUCUUUCUUUCUUUUACAUACCUUUCUUUCUUUUUUUAUUUCUCAAUGUACCUUUUAUUCUCUCUUUCUUUCUUUCUUUUACAUACCUUUCUUUCUUUUUUUAUUUCUCAAAGUACCUUUUAUUCUUUCUUUCUUUCUUUCUUUCUUUCUUUUACAUACCUUUCUUUCUUUUUUUAUUUCUCAAAGUACCUUUUAUUCUUUCUUUCUUUCUUUUACAUACCUUUCUUUCUUUUUUUAUUUCUCAAAGUACCUUUUAUUCUUUCUUUCUUUCUUUCUUUCUUUUACAUACCUUUCUUUCUUUUUUUAUUUCUCAAAGUACCUUUUAUUCUUUCUUUCUUUCUUUUACAUACCUUUCUUUCUUUUUUAUUUCUCAAAGUACCUUUUAUUCUUUCUUUCUUUCUUUCUUUCUUUUACAUACCUUUCUUUCUUUUCUUAUUUCUCAAAGUACCUUUUAUUCUUUCUUUCUUUCUUUCUUUCUUUUACAUACCUUUCUUUCUUUUUUUUAUUUCUCAAAGUACCUUUUAUUCUUUCUUUCUUUCUUUCUUUUACAUACCUUUCUUUCUUUUUUUAUUUCUCAAAGUACCUUUUAUUCUUUCUUUCUUUCUUUCUUUUACAUACCUUUCUUUCUUUAUUUAUUUCUCAAAGUACCUUUUAUUCUUUCUUUCUUUCUUUUACAUACCUUUCUUUCUUUUUUUAUUUCUCAAAGUACCUUUUAUUCUUUCUUUCUUUCUUUCUUUCUUUUACAUACCUUUCUUUCUUUUUUUAUUUCAUAAAGUACCUUUUAUUCUUUCUUUCUUUCUUUCUUUCUUUUACAUACCUUUCUUUCUUUUUUUAUUUCUCAAAGUACUUUUUAUUCUUUCUUUCUUUCUUUCUUUUUACAUACCAUUCUUUUUUUUAUUUCUUAAAAGUACCUUUUAUUCUUUCUUUCUUUCUUUUUACAUACCUUUCUUUCUUUUUUAUUUCUCAAAGUACCUUUUAUUCUUUCUUUCUUUCUUUCUUUCUUUUACAUACCAUUCUUUCUUUUUUUAUUUCUCAAAGUACCUUUUAUUCUUUCUUUCUUUCUUUUACAUACCUUUCUUUCUUUUUUUAUUUCUCAAAGUACUUUUUAUUCUUUCUUUCUUUCUUUCUUUUACAUACCAUUCUUUCUUUUUUUAUUUCUUAAAGUACCUUUUAUUCUUUCUUUCUUUCUUUUACAUACCUUUCUUUCUUUUUUUAUUUCUCAAAGUACCUUUUAUUCUUUCUUUCUUUCUUUCUUUCUUUCUUUCUUUCUUUCUAAACAUGUUUAUUCUUUCUUUAAUAGUCCUCCUGAAUUCCAUAUUUCUUUUAUUCUUCCUUUUCUCUUCUUUAUUUGAUCCUUCUUCCUUUUGUUCCUUUCCACCACCCAUCCCUUUUUACUUUCUUUUGCUAUCCCUCAAUACCUCCGCCGUCUCCUCAUCUCCGCUGCCCAUGAUUUUCAGACCACUUCGUAAUUGCCUUUCACAACGGGGCUAUUAUUCUUUUCAUUAUCUAUCUAUCCAUCUAUCUAUCUAUCUCUUGUAA